AAGUGAAUCUGUGAUGCCACUGCAAAGCAGCCCUUCAGGAAAAGCCAAUUACCUACCCAGCCUCCUGGAGAUUACAAGGAAGAGCACCUUGAGGUGAAACAAAGGAGAGAUGAGGAGGAUGGCAAUGAAAGGACUUGGGCUGUUCAUUUUCAGUGCAAUUCUGGUGUCUGUUCAUGCCCUCACUGUGGAAGCACCUGCAAAGGAAAUCAAAGUGGCAAGAGGAAAAAAUGUUACCCUGCGCUGUAAUUUUAAAUCAAAUUCAGUUCCUGACAGAGGAGACCUGGUAGUCUGGAAGAAAAUCAAUAGCAAGGUUGAUGCUGUGACGCGGUAUUUCGAUGGGCUGGUGCAGUACGGGGAGGGCUACGACGAUCGCAUCCAGUUCAGUGGCGAUGUUGACAGUGGGGACAUCAGCAUCACCAUCAGUGCUGUGACCAUGGAGGACAAUGGCACGUACGCCUGCAGCGUCCGCCUCCGCGAAGACCCGCCCCGACAGUCCGCACUCCUGGAUCUCUUUGUCCUCGUUGCACCAUCCAAGCCUGAAUGCAAUAUUGUGGGGACAGCACAAUAUGGACAGACAAUCAACCUAACCUGCAUUUCUCAUGAGGGCUCCCCAACACCCACAUACACCUGGAAAAGCUUCAAUGUGCAAAAUGAGCCCCGUGUGCUACCACACCCAGAAGGGCAACAAAUAACUCUGAAGAACAUCUCAGCAGACACCUCUGGCUUUUACAUCUGCACUUCAACAAAUGUUGUGGGAACGGAAUUUUGCAACAUGACAGUGAGCGUUGUGCCACCAUCCAUGAACAUAGCUCUGUAUGCUGGCAUCAUUGGGGGAGUUGUUGCUGCCAUUGUGGUGAUUGGGAUCAUUGCCUACUGCUGCUGCUGCCGGGCAAGCAAGGACACCGACUAUGAGAUGACGGAGAAAGAAGACAGAAGUUACCCCUCCAGGCAGAUGUCAACAAGGCAGGAGAGCACAGAGGAGAAUGUGGAGAAUGCAUGAAUGAACAAGCCACGGCCAUCUCCAGGAUCUGCUGAGGCACAGAUAUCACUGUUGAAAAGAAAUCAAUCCCUCUUUCUUACUGCAAGGAGUUGAAUUAUAAAAUGAAAGCCAAAGACUCUGCCUUCAAGCUCUGGGAGAGAACAUUAUUGCUUCCCUGGAAAGAAGAGCUUGAUGUACAGCGAGCAUUAAGACAGACUCUCAGAAAAAUGCACGUGGAGCACUGCUGCACCCAGUCAGAAUCAUCCAAAAAUAACCAGUCUUCCAGACUUCCAACUUUCUGAAAAAAGAAACCAGUCAGGUUUAUUUGGAGAACACAAGAACAGAGCUGCUGAUGUAUCCCCAGAUCCACAAAAGGUUUCAAGGUCACCAACGGCAUUUCAUCAAGGAAGGGUGGUUUUGUUUAUUGAGUCAUGCAAAUGCCACAGCUUUCACCAUUUCCCAACACAAACUUUUUUUUUUUAUGGAGGUUGAAGCAAGAUGAUUUUUAAAGACAUUUUUAAAAAUGUGUUCUUUGUAUAUAUUAUACAUGCACAUAUGAAUAAAGAUAUGGAAAAAAA
Molecule: messenger RNA, 1557 nt
Organism: Sturnus vulgaris (Common starling)
Lineage: Eukaryota; Metazoa; Chordata; Aves; Passeriformes; Sturnidae
Gene: GPA33
Product: glycoprotein A33
Cellular component (GO): plasma membrane
Source: RefSeq, a predicted model, not a curated record